Messenger RNA from Ipomoea triloba (trilobed morning glory), 1406 nucleotides. RefSeq lists its product as uncharacterized. The record is from RefSeq and is a predicted model, not a curated record. Bases 502 to 1134 code for a protein of 210 amino acids. The transcript is spliced from 3 exons. Lineage: Eukaryota; Viridiplantae; Streptophyta; Magnoliopsida; Solanales; Convolvulaceae.
GUGGGCUUUAUUUGUGUCUGCAAUCAUUUCACUGAAAGGAGAUUCCAGAAUUAGUUAUCUUUUGAACUCAAUGGUUUGCUUUUUAGAAUUAGCUUGUUACUCUUUUAAGAGUUUGUAAAAGCACGUCUUUUUUGCAUUUUACAAAAGCUAGUGAUGAUUAUCAUGAUAUGUGAGAACAUUUACAAGUCGUUAAGAUUUGUGAAUAUGCUUGGCCAAUUCUAGGUCUGGGAAUCAACUUUUAUUUGCAUAAUCAUAUUUGUUAGGAAAGAGGAACAAAAUUGAAGGGGGAUGCUAAUACAAUGGCAUUCAGAAUUUAAUUUGCUUGGCAAGCUUGAAGCCACCUGACUGCUUCAUUUAGAAUUCUGACAUAACCAAGCAAAAUUCUUAGUUGCACCACUGAUUUAGGCAACUUGUGCUAACCAUCAAUACUCUCCAAGUUGCAGCUGAUAUUCUUCGAUUUGUGGCACUAUAUUGAUUUGUAGUUGGAGCCAGUUUGCAAUCAUGGUGGGAAAAUCUCAAAAACUGAAAAACUAUGUUACUUCCAGUAUGGUUACCAAUAUUCGUUCAUAUGGCUGUCCUGUAACUUCCAAGCUUUUAGCUCAUACAUACUCUGGAGCCAGUGUAGAAGUUGUUUUCCUUGAGAAACCUUCAUCACUCACUAGAAUGAUGGAUUUUCAGUUAUCAUAUUCUGCUUGUAACUGGGGACAACCUACUUCAAUCAACAAGUACGGAAGGAUUGCAUGGUUGGUUAGAAGUAGUGCAGAUGGCAGAGGACUGAAUUCUUCUCCCACCAAUGACAACGGCAAUAGAACUCGACUUAUUAGGGCCAUUGAAUCUUUUCAAGUCAAACUGAAUGCAAGAAUAAAAGGGUUGAUGACAAAUCUUCCCAUGAAGUUGCUACUUUUGUUAAUUGGCUUUUAUUCUGCAACGGCAUUUGCGACAGUAAUUGGGCAGACUGGUGACUGGGAUGUUCUUUCUGCUGCAUUGGCAGUGGUCGUAGUGGAGGGCAUUGGGGCUCUCAUGUACAAAACAUUCUCUCCUUUUGUAGAUAAGGUAAAGGAUCUGAUUACCAUGCUCAAUUAUUGGAAAACUGGACUCACUCUUGGUCUUUUCUUGGAUUCAUUCAAGUAUUAGGUGGAACAGAAUUGACUAAUGACUGUGUACAUGAACUUUGGCAUUCUGAAGAUAAAAUACUCACUUGAACAAGAUCAAAUGAAAUGCUUUCCACACUUUUCCUCCUCAUUCGGGAAUGUAGAGGCAUAUUAUGCUACAUCUUCUGUGGAAGAUUUCUAUUGUUCAGUGUCACAGUGUAUCUCCUAUUUCAGUACAUCACUGUAAAGCUAAAUGUAAACAAACAGUUAAGAGUUGAAUGAAUGCUAGCAGUUCUAAUGAUGUUUCACUUCUAA